GGCUUCUUUCUUUUCUCUCCCACUUGAAUCUUCAUCCUAAUUCGUCACCACCUCCGCCAUGGGUGACCGAUCGCCGCCGCGCCAGGUCCAAGUACACCACCAACAACAACGCCCCUCCCACCUCCAAGAACCCACUUGGAAGCUAACUGGUGGCCGCCACACGGACCAACAGCACCAAGGCCCCUCCGCCUCCAAAAUCCUCGCCGUCGUGACCCUUGUCCCCGUGGGUGGUACACUGCUGGGGCUGUCCGGGCUGACGUUGGCUGCCACGCUGUUCGGGCUGGCCGUGUCGACGCCAGUGUUCCUGCUGUUCAGCCCCGUGAUCGUGCCGGCUGCUGUGGCGAUAUGCCUGGCGAUCGCAGCGUUCAUGACGUCGGGGGUGUUCGGGCUGACGGCGUUGUCGUCGCUGUCGUGGGUGUACAGGUACAUACGGGGGGCGACGGGGACGGUGCCGGAGCAGAUGGACAUGGCGAAGAGGCGCAUGCAGGAGAUGGCUGGGUACGUAGGGCAGAAAACUAAGGAAGCUGGGCAAGAGGUUCAGAGUAGAGCACAAGAAGGAAGGAGAUCAACAACAGAACAGCGAACCUAAGACCAUGUUUGUGUGUGUGUGUGUGUGUGUGUGUGUGUGUCUGUGUCUUUGUCUGCUAAAUAAAAUGGUUUAAUUAAUGUUAGAAUUAUGCUCCUCUUUUA
Cucurbita maxima (winter squash) is the source of this 690-nucleotide messenger RNA. Its product is annotated as oleosin 18.2 kDa-like. Gene Ontology annotation, cellular component: membrane; monolayer-surrounded lipid storage body. Gene Ontology annotation, biological process: lipid storage; response to freezing; seed oilbody biogenesis. Bases 59 to 589 code for a protein of 176 amino acids. NCBI's taxonomy places the organism in Eukaryota, Viridiplantae, Streptophyta, Magnoliopsida, Cucurbitales, Cucurbitaceae. The record is from RefSeq and is a predicted model, not a curated record. The transcript has a single exon.